Messenger RNA from Monosiga brevicollis MX1, 1917 nucleotides. RefSeq lists its product as uncharacterized. The transcript has 5 exons. NCBI's taxonomy places the organism in Eukaryota, Choanoflagellata, Craspedida, Salpingoecidae. The record is from RefSeq and is a predicted model, not a curated record. Bases 1 to 1917 code for a protein of 638 amino acids. Gene Ontology annotation, biological process: protein phosphorylation. Gene Ontology annotation, molecular function: protein serine/threonine kinase activity; ATP binding; calcium ion binding.
AUGGCAUCCGUCAGCGCUGAGCUCGACAAGCGCAAUGAGCGCCGCAAAUUGAAGCAAAUCGCCAGUGAAUUUGCACGUACGGACAAGGAUGGCAGUGGUGAUAUCGAUCUUCAGGAAAUCGGCGAAGCCCUCAGCAAACUUGGCAAGUCUGUCAACCGCGCUGAGCUCAAGGCCGCCAUUCGCCGCGUUGAUGAUGACGACUCGGGUACCCUCCGCUAUCGCGAGUUUAUCAACCUGAUCCUCCUUGAAACUGGCUUCAUCUCGGACCCAGUGGCAGAAUCUGCUCGCAAGACAAGCCUGGGCGUUGGCCUGGGUCGCGGUAAGCGCAAAGGUGCUCUCAAGAAGAAGAAACGUGGACAGAUCAAACUCAACGUUAGCCUCAACUCCAAUGGCGACAACGUGGACAUCUCGGUCGAGGUCCUGCAAGCCGCAAACCUGUUGCCCGCUGAUAUCACGGGCCUGGCCGAUCCCUACGUCAAAAUGUACAUCCAGCCCGACCCCAGCAAGAAGACCAAGCAAAAAACCAAGGUCGUCAAGAAGUCUCUCAACCCAGAAUGGAAUGAAAAGUUUACGUGGACCCUGAGUAGUGCCACCAAGCUAGAGCACCGCUUCCUCACCAUUGAGGUCUGGGACUGGGAUCGCAUCACCCGUAACGACUUUAUGGGAGCCAUGGCUUUCGAGCUGAAGGAACUCGAGGACCCGGAUACCAUCAAAGCUGGCUGGUUCAUCCUCCUGGACCAGGAACAGGGCCGCUUCUUCAACUUUCCCAGUGCCAUCCAGCCAAAGUCAGUGCGCCCCGCUGCGCCCGCGCGUGGACAUUCAGUGCGCGCCCGUGACUCCAAGCUCUCGUCCACCCCCAAGAAGUCGGGCCUGCGCGUUGAGGACUUUAAAUUCGUCAAGGUGCUUGGACGUGGCUCCUUCGGCAAGGUGUUUCUGGCCGAGCGCAAGACAGACCAGAAAAUGUAUGCCGUCAAGGCCCUGAAAAAGGUCCGCGUGAUUGAAGACGACGACGUUGGUGCCACCAUCACUGAAAAGGAGGUGCUCGCCCUGGGUGCCCAAGCCCCCUUUAUGGUGCAGCUCGUUGCCUCCUUUCAGAACCAAGACCACCUCUUCUUUGUGAUGGAACUCGUGGCCGGCGGUGAUCUCAUGUUCCACGCCAUGAAACACGGUGCCUUUUCGGAAAAGGCCUCCGCCUUUUACUCCGCGGAGAUUAGCGCCGGUCUGAUGUACCUGCACGAGCGCGGCAUCUUGUAUCGUGACCUCAAGCUCGACAACGUUAUGCUUGACGAGGAGGGCCACGUGCGCCUGGCUGAUUUUGGUCUCUGCAAGCAAAACGUGGCCCCAGCGGACGGCUCCACGCAAACGUUUUGUGGCACCCCCAACUACCUUGCCCCCGAGAUUGUGUCGUACAAGCCGUAUACAAAGGCCGUGGACUGGUGGUCCCUCGGCGUUAUCAUGUUUGAGAUGAUGAACGGCAUUGUCCUCUUUGAUGGUCAGUCGGAGAAGGAGCUCUACCGCAACAUUUUGAAUCAGCAGAUCGAUCUGCCUCGCACCAUGAGCGCUGAGGCUCGAGCGACCGUGUCAGCUUUCUUGACGCGCCGCCCGGCUGAACGCUUGGGUGCUGGUCCCAGUGAGCGUCGCGAUGUGCAAGCGACCCCCUUCUUCAAGGACAUCGAUUGGGCCAAGCUGGAGAAGCGCGCCGUUCCCCCGCCCUUUGCGCCCAAAGUGCGCGGCGCCAAGGACGCUAGCAACUUUGACCCCGAGUUUACGGCCGAAAAGCCGGUUCUCACGCCUGAGGAUUCUCGUGCUUUGGCCGCCAUUGACCAGGCAUUUGCCGGUUUGCUUCGGUGUCCUGCCAACCAAAGCUUCCAAAAACGCAUGGCUACCCAUCACCACCACCGCAAACAUCCUCAGUAA